GCUGUUGUUUGAGCGACGGGACCGUCUCGCUCUGUCUCGUGGGUUCAUCUCCAGUGCUUUUACUGUAAUUUACCGUGAGUUCUGCCGUCGAUGAACCGGGACUGACCGCGCUCUACAGCUCCCCGUGCCACCCGGUCCACAUUGUCACGUAAUGGCCGCAGAGGUGAACGGCAGCUCUGUUCUGCUGAAGGAGGAAGAGGAGCCCAUGGAGGUGACGGCCCCGCGCUCAGAGAACUAUCAGGCGCUGCUGGAUGCGGGUCUGCCCCAGAAGGUGGCCGAGAGCCUGGAUAACAUCUUCCAGACCGGUGAGUCUGCGGAGCACGGUCUGGUGGCGUAUGCGGAUCUGGACGAGCGCGCUCUGGAUGCGCUGCGGGAGUUUAAUGAGGAAGGAGCUCUGUCAGUGCUGCAGCAGUUCAAGGAGUCUGAUCUCUCACACGUGCAGAAUAAGAGUGCGUUCCUGUGCGGCGUGAUGAAGACCUACAGGCAGCGGGAGAAGCAGGGCAAUAAAGUGCAGGAGUCCAGCAAAGGCCCCGACGAGACCAAGAUCAAGGCUCUGCUGGAUAGGACCGGAUACACACUGGAUGUCACCACCGGUCAGCGGAAGUACGGUGGGCCGCCACCUGAUGCAGUGUUCUCCGGCCCGCAGCCCGGCAUUGGCACUGAGGUGUUUGUGGGUAAGAUCCCGCGUGACCUGUAUGAGGAUGAGCUGGUUCCUCUGUUUGAGAAGGCGGGCUCCAUCUGGGACCUGCGGCGGGACGUCUGGCCACUUUUAUCCCACAUCCUCCUCUUGUUUUAAAUCCACCAUGAGCGUUUUAAAGAAGACUCUGUGAGGACGCUAAUCAUGAAAUGGCCUUCUGCAGAGAUGUGUGUCCUCGUCCUCCUCCUCCUCCUCUCAGUAAUAGUGGCGUAGGGACUUGCGUGUAAAUAACGGCUGUCGACUAGAGCUUCCUUUCCUUUCCUUUGUUUUUGCAGCGGUGGAGAAAAGAAUCCACCAGAAGGAGAAGCGUUUUGUAGCAGCAGGACCGCUGUUUCCGUGUCUGUUUAGCAUUUCUAGAAGUAGUGGUUGUGUUUUUUAACUGAUGUACUGAUAUUAUACCCUCAGAUGUCUUCUGUUUUCCAUUGGGAUUUGCUGGUGAGGGUUUGGUCUGGCUUACCUUAAGAGCUGCGGCCGCUGGUCUGAUGUUUGUAUUUAUAACUUUAUUUUUAUUUUGUUCAGUUUCAAUAAAACUCGAUCGAGCAACUUCCA
This is a messenger RNA of Danio rerio (zebrafish), 1246 nucleotides long. NCBI's taxonomy places the organism in Eukaryota, Metazoa, Chordata, Actinopteri, Cypriniformes, Danionidae. The record is from RefSeq.